Messenger RNA from Cuscuta epithymum, 2752 nucleotides. The record is from the annotation of a GenBank genome assembly. NCBI's taxonomy places the organism in Eukaryota, Viridiplantae, Streptophyta, Magnoliopsida, Solanales, Convolvulaceae.
AGUGGUAUUUAGGGAAAUCCUAAUUCGUUCUUUGGAUUCAGCAACAAAACGCUCACUUCGCUUCACUUGAUCGAGUCAACUUUCUUUCAAUUCCCCUCCUCUACAAUGGCUUCCCCUAAACCGAUUGCAGUUCUAUCGAUUCUUUUAUUGUUUCUCAUUUCCUUCCAAACGCCGUCGUGUGCUGAGAGCACGAAUGGAGCUGCCGCCGCGGAUGAGGAAGAGGAUCUCAGCUUCCUGGAAAAAGACGACGACUCAUUUUCUUCACACUCCGAUCCGUACGGCCACGAGCAUGACUACGAGAAUUACGACGACCUCGCGGAAGAUCCCGAGGCCUUAGAUCACGGCUACGACGACUCCUUCCAGCCGCCGACAGUGGACGAAAAGGACGUUGUGGUGCUGAAGGAGGGAAAUUUCAGCGAUUUCAUCGCUAAGAAUAAGCACGUGAUGGUGGAGUUCUACGCGCCGUGGUGCGGACACUGCGAGUCCUUAAAGCCGGAGUACGCGGCAGCCGCCACUGAGCUCAAUGGUCACGGGGUGGCGCUUGCGAAAGUGGAUGCUACUGAGGAGACCGAGCUAGCGCAGAAGUACGAAGUACAGGGAUUCCCCACAGUAUACCUAUUCGUUGAUGGUGUUUACAAGACCUACAAUGGCCAACGGACCAAGGAUGCUAUUGUUGCAUGGAUAAAGAAGAAGACUGGGUCAGCUCUAUUCAACAUAACAACAACAGAGGAUGCAGAGCUCAUAUUGGAAAGUGAGCCGAAAGUUGUUUUGGGAUUUUUGGACAAUUUAGUGGGCCCACACAAUGAAGAGCUUGCUGCUGCUGCAAAACUCGAAGAUGAUGUCAGCUUCUAUCAAACUUCUAAUCCUGAUGUAGCUAAGCUGUUACACCUUGAUACUGAAACCAAGCGUCCAGCUCUUGUCUUGAUUAAAAAAGAAACUGAAAAAAUCAACCGUUUUGAUGGUGAGUUCACAAAAGCAGCAAUAUCUGAAUUUGUUAAUGAGAACAAGCUUCCUCUUGUCAACUACUUCACUAGGGAAAGUGCAUCACAGAUAUUUGAAAAUCCAAUCAAGAAACAGUUAAUUCUUUUUGCCAGUUCAAACGAUUCAGACAUUCUUCCCGCAUUCCAAGAAGCUGCGAAGUCUUUCAAAGGAAAGCUUGUCUGUGUUUUUGUGGAAAUGGACAACGAAGAUUUUGGAAAACCAGUCUCAGAAUACUUUGGCAUUACAGGAGAUACUCCACAGGUCAUUGCAUAUACGGGAAAUGAUGAUGGGAGGAAGUUCUUGUUGGAAGGUGAAUUGACCUCAAUCAAUAUCAAGUCCUUUGGGGAGAAGUUUUUGGAAGAUAAUCUAAAGCCCUUUUACAAGUCUGAACCUAUUCCAGAAAAGAAUGAUGGUGAUGUCAAAAUAGUGGUGGGCAACAACUUUGAUGAAAUCGUUCUUGACGAAUCUAAAGAUGUUCUUCUUGAGAUAUAUGCUCCUUGGUGUGGGCACUGUCAAUCACUAGAACCUAUAUACAACAAGCUCGCCAAGCAUUUGAAGGGAAUUGACUCGCUUGUUAUUGCCAAGAUAGAUGGGACAAUGAAUGAGCACCCUCGAGCCAAGUCUGAUGGAUUCCCGACACUGCUUUUCUUCCCAGCUGGGAACAAGAGCUUUGAGCCUCUUACAGUGGAUACUGAUCGUACAGUGGUUGCCUUCUACAAAUUCUUGAAGAAGCAUGCAUCCAUUCCUUUCAAGAUUCAAAGGCCCGUUAUUUCUCAUAAAUCUGAGAGUGAGAUGUCAUCACUCGAUAAGACUACUACCACCAGUGAUGUAAAGGAUGAACUAUGAGAUAUUUAUCUUGGAGGCUCGAACAUAGACCCAUUGUCUCUGCCAACCUUAACAGAGAGAGGCUACAAGAAGAGUGGAAGUCGAGAAAACAACACCCUCUUAUGACAGAGGCUUAUACAGCCCCCCCCCCAAUAAAUGCAUUUUUGUUGUGUUUAAAUUAUAUACGAGUAUUUAAAAUAUUGAUUACCGGCAAACCACCUGUCAGAAUCUAGUUAGAAGCAAGUGUUAUGAAACCUCAUGUUGCCUAUACUAAUGGGCCUAUCCUAAUUCACCCAUCCUUUUAUCCCUAAUUCUAAUUAUCCCUGGAAAUAGAUAGCUCCAAUGUAAAUAUGCAUUAAAACUUUUAGGGAAAAGGUGCAAAUAGGUCCAUAUACUAACCAAAAAAGGUCAAAUAAGUCCUUAUUUAGGAGGCUCUGUCCGGCCGUCGCCAUUUGGGAUAAAUCCCGUUGGAUUUUUUUGAUGAAAUUUUUUGAGCAUCUUAUUCAUCAAGUCUAGUUUAGUCAUACCAAAUUUCAGCUAAAACUUAAAUCGCGAAGGCAUUCAAAUGAAUUCUUGAAAAUAACUGCGCAGUUAGAAGCACAAUUAUCUUCAAGAAUUCAUUUGAAUGUCUUCCCGAUUGAAGUUUUAGCUGAAAUUUGGUAUGACUAAACUAGACUUGAUGAAUAAGAUGCUCAAAAAAAUUCAUCAAAAAAUUCCACCGGGAACCACCUCAAAUGACGACGGCCGGACAGAGUCUCCUAAAUAAGGACUUAUUUAACUUUUUUUGGUUAGUACAUGGGCCUAUUUGCACCUUUUCCCAAACUUUUAAAAUAUUGUUUACUAUCUUCAUUAUUUUAGAACUUUGGAUACUUGCACUUUUAAUUUCAAAAUUGUAAUUGUGUGGCUUAUUUCUCAUUUUAAAUUAAUGACUUAUUGAUUAUAUUUA